This is a messenger RNA of Ahaetulla prasina, 5339 nucleotides long. It is a transcript of the gene SC5D, whose product is annotated as sterol-C5-desaturase. Gene Ontology annotation, molecular function: iron ion binding; oxidoreductase activity. Bases 256 to 1128 code for a protein of 290 amino acids. The transcript is spliced from 6 exons. The record is from RefSeq and is a predicted model, not a curated record. NCBI's taxonomy places the organism in Eukaryota, Metazoa, Chordata, Lepidosauria, Squamata, Colubridae.
UGCCGCCCGACGAUUGGCGCAGGGACCUUCCUGUUCUCACCACAAGGCAAGUGCCAGAGGCCACCGUUCGAGGGCCGAUCGCGGAGCGCGGCCGGUAUACGGAUAGCUGCGGAGGAUGGUGGCGGAGCGGCGGGAUCCAGAGGUUUGGACCAUCCCCGAAGUGACUCAGAACUGAAAACGAGUGACUGAUGUCCCUUUCUGGAUGCUGCUAAUAAGGAGAAGUGGAUUCUCUAGGUUAUUGAUACAGGUGCAGCAAUGGACCUUGUCCUGGAUUAUGCAGAUAGUUACAUUUUGACACCUUAUGUUUAUCCAGCAACCUGGCCAGAAGACAAUGCUUUCCGGCAGAUUAUCAGUCUCUUUGUUAUAACAAACCUGGGGGCCAUUGUCCUAUAUUUUCUGUUUGCCACUCUCAGCUACUAUCUGCUUUUUGAUCACAAGUUAAAGAAGCACCCACAGUUUUUAGAGAAUCAAGUGCAGCGGGAAAUAAAGCACACAGUCUCGUCUCUGCCACUGAUCAGCAUUCCCACCGUGGCUAUUUUCUUUGCUGAGGUCAGAGGCUACAGCAAACUCUACAGCAACAUUGGGGAUUCUCCCUAUGGAUGGUUUGGCGUGGUCUUCAGCAUGUUUUCAUUUCUGUUCUUCACGGAUAUGUGCAUUUAUUGGAUUCAUCGGUUUCUCCACCACAAGCUUUUAUAUAAGCGUUUCCACAAGCCCCAUCACACGUGGAAGGUCACGACUCCGUUUGCCAGCCAUGCUUUUCACCCCGUGGACGGUUUCCUUCAGAGCAUCCCUUAUCAUGUCUACCCGUUCCUUUUUCCUCUUCACAAAGUGACCUAUUUGGGUCUGUAUGUCUUCGUCAACAUCUGGUCAAUCUCCAUUCACGACGGAGACUAUCGCGUUCCCAAUCCGCUGAAACCCAUCAUCAACGGAUCUGCCCAUCACACCGACCACCACUUGUACUUCGAUUACAAUUAUGGCCAAUACUUCACCCUCUGGGAUAGAAUCGGGGGCUCCUACAAAACCCCCUCGUCUUUUGAAGGUCAGGGGCCCCACGCAUAUUUGAAAAAGCUGAUGAACGGCGACGAGAAUAAGAAACUACCCGGAGGCCAUGAAACGAAAAAUAAAUAGCAAUCCUUCCCAUCGGAAAGAUGAGGAACCUCUAGGCCUUAUGAACUGCGUAGCCGGAAGUCAACCCUUUCUCCAUCCAUUCGCUUUCAAAAUGGAAAUAUUUGGCACCUAACAUUCCAGGAUGAGAAGGCAGAAUGAAUAUGUGGAUUCACAGCAGAGCAGUGGGUGCUCUGGGAUGUUGAGCAGGAGAAAGCGUCCAUGAAUUUCCCUGUUGCCAUUAGAAUGAAUCAGGAAGAGGUCAGUGCUGCUCUGAAGUCCAUCCUCAGCAGAUGUUCGAAGGCAACUUUCAGCAACACCUUGUAAGUUGUUGCUGUGCAAUCAGUUACGGAUGUCUAUUGUUACACCAGUAUGUUAAAUAAGUGUUUGGGCUUGGUUUGAACGAAUGGAGUCCUUCCUUGUUUCCAUUGUGUAAUUACGCUCCUAAAAUGCAUAUUACAAUAUUAUUAUUAUUAUUAUUUAUUAUAUUUGUAUACCGCCCUUCUCCCGAAGGACUCAGGGCGGUUCACAGCCAGUAAAAACACAAUACAUACAAAACAAAUUAAAAACUAUAUAACUAACUGUUCAAUAAUGGCCUAAAAAUUUUAAAUAAAGUUUAAAACCCCGUUUAAAACCCUAAUUAAAACCCUAAAUUAAAACUAUGUUCAAGCUAGUCCUGCACAUCGAAACAACAGCGUCUUCAGCUCGCAGCGGAAGGUCCGGAGGUCAGGGAGUUGACGAAGCCCCGGAGGCAGCUCGUUCCAGAGGGCGGGAGCCCCCACAAUGCACUUUAGUCUUGUCUUAACAGACUAAUCGGUGGGAGGAAUUUCUGGAGCAGUGGUCACCAACCAGUGGUCCGUGAGAAAAUUUUGGUGCUCCGUAGAAAAAUUAUUUUCAUGUUUACAUUGCAUUAAAUAUUAUUUAUGUUUUCAAAAAAAUCAUAUUAGUGGUCCACAGGAUUUAAAAUUAUGAAUUUAGUGGUCCCUGAGGUCCGAAAGGUUGGUGAUCCUUGUUCUGGAGGACACCUUCACAGCAGUUACAAAACGAUGUGACAUAUGUCAGAGCAUCAACAUCCAAAUGACACCAAAUUGCAUCAGAACAUGGAAAAUCCAGUCAAAGUUUAGACCAAGUUUUCUCAACUUUAAGAUGUGUGGACUUCAACUCCCAAAAUUCCCCAGCCAGCAUACUGUUGACAAGAUUGAGAAACAGGGGUCUAGAUUAUCAAGGUUUCAUUGAACGUCCAUUGAAUGACCUGUGAGAUGAGGAGAGCUGUCGUGCUAAAUUUAAUUUAAUAAAUAAAUCGUGCUAAGCAUGACCAAUAAAAGAUGUUAUCUGAAGCAAGGCAGGAAUAAAGCACAGGAACGUAGCUUAUUACUCCUUCAAAGUCUCUGUUUUGCAAAGGAAUCUCUGCAUUUAUGUGCGUUUCUAAUUCGUUUUGUAACCAGUAAAUUUCAAACUUCGGUGGUGAGAUGUUUAGCAACAGGAAUAGGUUAUCAUUUUAAUCAUACUAUACAUCAGGGGCAUCCAACCUUGGCACUUUUAAGAUCUAUGGACUUCAGCUCCCAGAAUCCCCCCUGCUGGCUGUCAAGAUUAAACACCUCUGCUGUAGAGUUGAGUUACCUUUGUGGAGGUAGAUGCCUUUUGCAAUCUUCCAUUAUUGUACUAUUUUUUUUAGAGCCGUACUUUAUACGUGCUAUUGCUUUGCUCACAAGGUUCCGUUUACCAUUAAAUUUAUUUCAGUGACACUUCUCUAAAAAAAAAACAUAUUACUUGGAUGCGCUAAAUAGCACUGCUGGCUAGUCACUAUGGGAGUUGGAGUCCAACACAGAAACAGAUGGAAGAAGGUGUCAAACUCGCGGCGUCACAUUGCUGUCAGGCGACAUAUGAUGCUUUGACCCUUUGUGGAGCUGAGGUAGGCGUGGCCUGCGCGUGACGCAUCUGGCCCGCUGGCCGCCAGUUCAACACCCCUAUUAAAUCAUUGCUUUGGCUUUUCUCCUCUUCAACAUGUUAUUACUUCAAACACUAAAAUCAUCCCCUCCAAACACAAACCUUUAUCAGAGUAAAUAUUGUUGCUUUGAUAAAAAAAAUAAAUGCAAAUAAUUCAGGAGAUAAUGUGGAAAAAAAAAUCUGAUUGGUUUAUUUUUACUGUAUGUAGGAUAGCCUAUCAUUUCUUAACCCCUCGCCCCUAAAAAAUUAAGACAGUCUGUGGAAAUUGUCUUCUCUUUAAUGUUUUUAAAAGAUCAAAAGUUAUGAAGUAUAGUUAUUAAGUGCCCGAAAUCACUGUUUUUAAAUUAUAAAAAGUGAAGAUGGUAUAUCUAUAUAGCUGUAUAUUGUAUAGUAGAUUUAUUUAGUGUAUUGGAUCCGAUGUUUUCUGGUGAUAAAAUCAUUAAAAUGAUUUUUUUCUGUGGAUAGAUUUUAAUAAAAUGGGCAGCUUGGUGUGGUGUCCAACUUUUAAGACCUGUGGACUUCAACUCCACAGCUGGGGAAUUCUGGGAGUUGAAGUCCACAGGUCUUAAAAUUGCCAUGGUUGGACACCCCUAGUGUAGGGGUUAAGGCAAUGGUUCUCAACCUUUAUAGUGCUGCGACCCCUUUAAUACAAUUCCCCACGAUGUGGCGACCCCUUUAAUACAAUUCCCCAUGAUGUGGUGACCCCAAUCAUAAAAUUAUUUUCGUUUUGAAUUUAUCGCACCUGAAGCCGUAUUGGCUAGCGAUCUGAACUGCUUGCGAUUGCCUUGAGGACGGAGGCAUUAAAGCGGAGACUCCCCCGCUAUUAAGUUUAUCGCGCCUGAAGCCAGAUUAGGCUAGCAAUUUGGAGUGAUUGCAGCUGGCUUGAGAGGGAGACAUCAGAGCAAAGAUUUCUCUCUUUUUUAAUUCAUCGCGCCUGAAGCCGAAUUCGGCUAGCGAUUUGAAGAGCCUGCAGCUGGCUUGUGGAGUCAGCCAUUGGAGCGCGAUUCUUCGACUCGCAAGUAUACUUCCCAUAUUUCCAAUGGUCUUAGGCGACCCCUGGCAAAUCGUCAUUCGACCCCCAAUGGGGUCCCGACCCACAGGUUGAGAACCACUGGGUUAAGGCAUUCAGCUAGGGACUGGAGUUCUAGUCCUGCUUUUGGCACAAAGCCACUGGAUAUCUUGGGCCAGUCACUAUCUCUUAACCCUAAGAAGGAGGCAAUAGGGCAAACCCCUCGCCAAGAAAACUUCUUGGACUUGUCCAGACAGUUCCUAAAGAAUCAGACACGAUUCAGUGGAAGGGGAAAAAACAUUAAUAACCAUACAACCAGCAUCUCAGCUACAUCUAACAAGCCCCACUCUCCCGAGUUUGCAUGUCAAGUCAAAUUCUGCUCUUUGGUGUCGUCAUAUUGCAGCUGCCUGCCUUCGGGAUAUUAUUUUUCAUUUUUUUCCACCUAGUGUAUGAGGCUAAGAUUUCCUUUGGCAUUCCCAUUCAAGUGACGUGCCUGAUUCUGCUUAGCUUCCACAGCCGGAAGCGAAUCAAAUUAAUGUGGUUACCUUCCAGCCAAAGUUACUUACAAAAGUCUCCAGAUCAGUGUUUCUUAGCUUUAAGCCGUAUGGACUUCAGCUCCCAGAAUUCCUUGCCCUGACUUAGGAAUUCUGGGAGUUGAAGUCCACACAUCUUAAAAGUUGUUGAGAUUGAGCAACACUGAUCUAGGAACUUAUACCUCUCAUUAUUGAGUGUGCAUAAUGUUCUGUAAGGAAUUUUUUAGCAAAAUACAGUGCCUUGUCAUGCGCAGCUGAAGCUUUAUGGAUUGUAACCGAAAUUUGGGAGAGUUUUAGCAUAAAUUUCUCCUUCCAGACCUCUGACUAUCAUUGCAGAACCUGAUGGUUAUUAUGUUUACCAAUACAUUACAAGGGACACGGUGGCUCAGGGGCUAGGACGUUGAGCUUGUCGAUCGAAAGGUCGGCAGCUCAGCAGUUCGAAUCCCUAGUGCUGCCGUGUAACGGGGUGAGCUCCCGUUCCUUGUCCCAGCUUCUGCCAACCUAGCAGUUUCGAAAGCACGUAAAAAAUGCAAGUAGAAAAAAUAGGGACCAACUUUGGUGGGAAGGUAACAGCGCCUUUGUCAUUGAGUCAUGCCGGCCACAUGACCACGGAGACGUCUUCGGACAGCGCUGGCUCUUCGGCUUUGAAACGGAGAUGAGCACCGCCCCCUAGAGUCGGCAACGAUUAGCACGUAUGUGAGAGGGGAACCUUUACCUUUUUAAUACAUUACAUUCCUUAAAAUAUA